AUGGAGAUUAUCAAAGCUCGAGCCGCAUUUCUUUCCAACUAUGAGGUCUAUUCGUUGUUGCAAGAAAUGGAAGCAAAGCAACUCGAACAGACAAGGGCAAUCAUGGCGACUAAAAAAGAGGAGAACAGUGAAGAUCUCUACAAAGGACCCAACUAUGUUGUACCAGAAGAGGUGUCAGAGAAUGUAAGGACGAUUCAAGUCGAGCUUUUACAGUAUCUCAACAACGAGAACCUUCCUACGGCUCGUCAGAGUGAAGAGGCAGUAGCGCAUUUGACUCGCGGCCUGCGAAAAUAUCAACUCACCAAGGCUGAAAAGCUUCAGAUUGUCAACCUCUGUCCACAAAGCGUACUCGAACUCUACGUGAUUGUCGAAGAGAUGGAGAGCCGCUUUGAAAACGAUGUAGAUGAUAUUCUAAAGCUCGUUCAAGAAAAGCUUGCCGAGCGUUCGAAGAACACUCAGGAGGCAGAGGAGACCUAUUUGGCAGACGUCGUCGACGCGGAGGAAGAGCAGGACAUUUGGGGAGGGGAAGGACCUUCUCAGUAUCUCGAAGAAGAGUUUGAAGAAGGAGCAGACGACUUUGAGCCCAUGCUCGACAUCGACGAAGCCCGCGAGCCGCAGGACUAA
Serendipita indica DSM 11827 is the source of this 624-nucleotide messenger RNA. Lineage: Eukaryota; Fungi; Basidiomycota; Agaricomycetes; Sebacinales; Serendipitaceae. The record is from the annotation of a GenBank genome assembly.